Helianthus annuus (common sunflower) is the source of this 1408-nucleotide messenger RNA. RefSeq names its product 60S ribosomal protein L13a-4. NCBI's taxonomy places the organism in Eukaryota, Viridiplantae, Streptophyta, Magnoliopsida, Asterales, Asteraceae. Gene Ontology annotation, cellular component: ribosome; cytosolic large ribosomal subunit. The coding region runs from base 898 to 1245 and encodes 115 amino acids. The record is from RefSeq and is a predicted model, not a curated record. Gene Ontology annotation, biological process: translation; negative regulation of translation. The transcript has 10 exons. Gene Ontology annotation, molecular function: structural constituent of ribosome; mRNA binding.
UGGACCCUGGUAUAAAAACUAUCUAAUUAGCCUAAAUCACUCAAACACAUCAUUCUUCUCCUUCACGCUUUCAUCAUUCAAGCUUACAAAACCCUAAUUUUGUUCAUCGCCGACAAGCAAAUCUACCACCAUCUCUUUCGAUUUCAUUAGCAUCUGAGAGAGAAAGAAGAAGAAAAAGCGUGAAAGCAAAACGGCGUCGUCUCUCUCUCCAUGUGACUUUGGACCAGUUUCGUGACCACAACAUCAGGAUUUCGUACCUAAAUUUCGAUCAAGAUGUCGAUGCUUGAUUCUAUCUUCACUAAGGGGGCUUUCAAGGGUUCCAAACGUAAAACGCUUUUGAAGUUGACGAUACCGCGGAUAAAAUUGUUAAGGAAACGUAUAUAAAUUCAUAUAAAACAGAUGCGGCGGGAUAUUGCAAAACUUUUAGAGACUGGUCUAGAAGCUACGGCCCGAAUUCGGGUAGAGCAUAUAAUAAGGGAAGAGAAAAUGAUGGCAGCUCAAGAAAUUAUUGAGUUGUUUUGCGAGCUUGUGGUUGUUCGGCUACCGAUUAUUGAAGCUCAAAGCUAUAGAAUGCACCACCUGAACCAUGGGCAUUAAGAGAACGAUGAAUCUUGGCAUAUGUUGGGAAGCGUUAUUUACAGAAGCUGGACCUGCACUUGAAGUCUUAAGUGAUACUCUUAAUGCCAUUGAUGCCAGACAGGGCUAUCAAAUUGUCUAUUACACCCAUCUCUGCUCGAGAAACUGGUUCAUGUUAUCUGUUAGGCUAUCUACUUUUUUCCAGCUGAUAGAUUACCUUCAGCGUAUGGUCGCAGGUUGUUUGGGAAUGCUGCAAAUUGUUUAUUGGUUCUGUUUUCAUUUGGUUGUCAUCAAAUCUGGUCCCUUUGCUUGCCAUCCAGCAUGAUUCCCCACAAGACCAAGCGUGGAGCUGCUGCACUAGCAAGGUUGAAAGUUUAUGAAGGGGUCCCUACACCUUACAACAGGAAGAAGAGAAUGGUCAUCCCUGAUGCUCUUAAGGUAUUGAGGUUAACUGCUGGACACAAGUACUGUUUGCUCGGUCGGCUUUCUUCAGAAGUUGGGUGGAAUCAUUAUGAGACAAUCAAGGAACUUGAAAAUAAGAGGAAGGAAAAAGCCCAAGUGGUGUAUGAAAGAAAGAAGCAGCUUAACAAACUUAGAGCCAAGGCCGAUAAAGCUGCAGAAGAGAAACUUUGUUCUCAACUUGAAAUCCUUGCACCGGUUACCUACUAAAGGUUUUAAACUUAGUUUCUUGCUAGAAGUUUUGUUUUUUAUCGCGACAAAAACAGGUUAUCUUUAUUAUUUAAGUUUUGCAAUACAUUUGUGUUGAUUUGGUGUUUAUUUUUGUUAUUUCAUGAUUGGUUUUCUAUUAAAGCUCCAAAUGAAGUUUUGCUUA